Cylas formicarius (sweet potato weevil) is the source of this 3746-nucleotide messenger RNA. RefSeq lists its product as uncharacterized. NCBI's taxonomy places the organism in Eukaryota, Metazoa, Arthropoda, Insecta, Coleoptera, Brentidae. The record is from RefSeq and is a predicted model, not a curated record. The transcript has 2 exons. Bases 1 to 1005 code for a protein of 334 amino acids.
AUGGCGCCGUACGAUGUCGAUGUCUUGGUUACCGAGCUAUUGAAACUUAAAAAGUCGGAUAUAAUAGAUGCUUUAAUUAAUUUUCGGUUGCCGAGCACGGUGAAUAGUGGUGACUUGAAGAGAUAUGUGAAAGAUUUGAGUGAUUUAAAGUCUGCUAAAUGCCCUAAUUGCAAAGAAGACCUGCAUAACCUCACUCUUUUGCCAGUAGAACAGGGAGGCCAAGACGUAUCGCGGAACUCAUCGCUGGAGGUAAUAUAUUUAAAUAAGCUUAUUACUGAAAAAGAUGCUGUUAUAUCUAAUCAGUCAAUUGCAAUUGAUUCGCUAAAAAGACAUAAUAAUUUAUUGGAAAAAUUAGCAAAUAAUUAUGAUGCAUCAAUUUGCGCUCCAACGUCGCCAUCUAGCAGCAAAAUCGAUAAAUCUAAAAACAUAGAUUCGUCUUCGAUAAUUCACGAGCUGGCAAAGAUUCCUGGAUCAGCAAGCCCGCAAAAGACGAUUUCUGCGGUCUCGCAAAACCAGUCGAAAUUUUCGAAAACGCAGAUCGCCGCGUCGAUUCACGAGGCCGAAACAGUAAAAAAAUUCAACGAAUUUAUUCAAUUGGGUUUAGUCGACAACAGCGAUGCUGAACACCAGAUUGGUGAUUGGCAAAUUACGUCAGGUCUCAGGUACAAAACUCGCAGCGAAAAAUCAAAUUACAUCGUUGGCACAGGAGAGAACAAUAUAGCGGGUGCACCCGCUGCGGCUUGCACAGAAGAUUUACACUUUUUCCACGUGUUUAAUAUGCAUCCGACGGUAAAUACGGAAGCCAUGAUGGCAUUUUUGAAACCCAGAUUUCCUGAGGUUACUUGCAAACAACUUGACUCCAGAAGACCUGAAGAAUACUCUUCAUUUAAAAUUGGCAUUUCACAAAAAAAUACGGAGAGUUUUAUGAACCCAAAAUACUGGGCGGCAGGCACGAAAAUAAAUAAGUUUUUCCAUCUACGGAAAAGACCAAUGGCGAGGAAAUAAUCUUCUUCUAGUUUCCGUAGGGCUGAUCACCAGAGAGGAGGGCUCUAGGUUGGAUGAUUUUCUAUCGCUAAUUCGCCUGUUUGGAUUGGAGCCUACUGCUGCUAACUGCUCAGAUAAUAUUAUUCCGACAAAUCUCGGUUUUACAACUUGUUCGUCGGAUCAUGAGGCCCAGACUUUUCAUAUUGUUGAUAUUAUGAUGAAAUAAAAAACGCAAGAAAAUUUUAUACAAAACUACUGGAUUCCUCCUGCGUCGGUUUUUGCUGAGUCGACCUUGCUGACGUUUCGCCAAUUAUUCUGUUAGCUUCUUCAGAGCUUGACUGAAACUGGCUCCCAUUUUACUCCGUACCCGCUUAUAUAUUGUUUGAGGGGGGCGGAGCUAAAUGAGAGGCAUAAACACCGUCUCAGAUAACUGAUUCCCAUAUUGGUGACAGAUGAAGACCUGAGUUGGGGUUAAGAUUGUUAGGUUGUUUAUAUAUAGACUCUCGGAUUUUUCGUGGGUAGAAGAAUUGAUUACAUGCAAGAAUUUUAGUUUUUAGGUUUUAGGUUUAGUGAUUAUGUUCGACAACAGCUCAUGAGUUUAUUUGUCUUUGUGUUCUUUGAGCCUAGUUGUUGGAUAUGCAUGGAAUGCUGUAAACUCCUGGCAUCUCACGGACCGAAGAUGUCGAGAGAUUUGGGACAAUUGGUAAAUCUCGUUUUGACGUUAUACUUCUUUCGAACUUUUGAUAUGUGGUCAGUGAUAUUUUGAACGUAAGUGGCAAGAGUGGGAUUGCGUUCGGCCUCAUUGCUAUUGAAAGGUUGUCGGUGAAGUGUAUUUUUUGAUGGAACCGAUGAUUUUUGGGCCAGAUGGCGGCACAGGUAUCUGUCUGUGUGCGUAGGUUUUCUGUAAACACAUUGAUAAGAACAUCUAAGAAUUGAAGUUUAUUAUUAGUUUCCAACUCAUUGGUAAACGUAUGUUAGGGUGUAUGGAGUUUAAAUGUCUAAAAAAAUUGACUAGGGUUUCUUGCCCAUGAGGCCAAAUAACAAAAGUAUCAUCGACGUAGCAUUUCCAUAAUUUUGGUUUUAGAUGAAAAGUGUCGGGAGCUUUCUUCUCAAAGGCUUCCAUAAAUAUAUUCGCCAUGACUGGUGAUGGUGGAGAACCCAUAGCUGUUCUCGACGUUAUGACACGCAAGCAUUUUUCGAUUAAGGCGGGAGUUUGGUUCCAGAUUCUCUGUUUUUAAUCAAACCUUCUCACCUUAAUCAAAUUUUUGGACAAACGUCGGGGAGAACUAUGGGGUCUCCACUAUCACCAUUGAAUUGGAAACUAAUAAUAACCUUAAAUUCUUAGAUAUUCUUAUCAAUAGAAAAUCAGACCUAACAUUGUGCUUACGGAAAACUUACCCAUACAUACACCUAGACUUGCCACUGCGGUCCUUCUUGGCGGACAUCUUCGGCCAGUCAAAGACAAAAUUCCAUUUGCGGUUCAAAGAACGCGAAGGAGGAGGAUAAAAACAAUUCUUGCAUGUAAUCAAUUCUACUACCCACGAAAAAUCCGAGAGAAAACUCUAAACAACCUAACAAUCUUAACCGCGAAUCAGGUCUUUAUCUGUCAUCAUACGCAGGAGGAAUCCAGAAGUUUUGUAAAAAGUAUUAGACUAGCCUGUGGAAGUAGCUUUGAAAUAUUUACAUUUUUCCAAAAAUUAGAGCGAAGAUUCUGGGCAAUUAACUAACACCGAGAGGUGUAGCACAGGGUAAAUGUAAUUUAACGAAAGAUUUAUGCUUUGGAUGAGAGUCCUGCUAGGCUAUCAGAGUUCAAUUUUCCCUGCUUCCUUCAUUUGAGUUCGAGCAGGAAUGCUGCAAUGUAAUAGUUUUACCAUUAACUGAUAUAUACUAAUAUGUGUUUCCUCACGGGAAUUUUAAUGUGUCUAAAGUUAAUAAAAUCUAUAUUAUCAAUCAUUUAUCCCAAUAGUUUGGAUUUAGAAAGAGGCGCUGCACCACCCAAGCACUAUUACGUAUAGUCGCUGACAUAGUGGAGGGCUUUGAGGGGGAUGAGCAUAGCACCUUAAUGCUGUGUGACCUCUCGAAGGCCUCUCUGUUUGUUUUUAUGUGUGACGUAUUUCGUUGUUGUACGUAUUAUUAUCCUAAUCGUAUGUGUAUUGUAUGUAUGUUUAUGUAUACAUAUGUGUGUAAUUGUAUAUGUGUUUCUCUGCUGGACUUAGAUGUGCUGUAAACAUACUAUGUAUUGUAAUUCAGUCAAAUAAAGAUCUAUCCAUCUUGAUUUUGUGACGGUUGCAACAACUUCUGAUUUUAUCCUUGCCAAUAUUCAGCUCGGAUGGUACAUCUUGAAGGUUUGGAUAUUCUGAUAGAUUUUAAUGACACUGCCAGAUUCGUUGAAAAGAACAUUUAUAGCUGCUGCUUUUCCACGUGUAAUAGGAGCAAACUCUGCAUCCACUUCUCUGCUACCACGAACGAAAUCGCUAGGCAAUCGGUUUGUUUCGAUUUUUUCGUUUAAAGUAUCAAUUUUAAUUCAGUCGUCCCCAAACUGAAGUUUUAAUAUGAAUGACAUUAAUGAUUUCACAAGUGUAAAAUUAUUGCUUUCCAUGGCACACUAGUUUAAUGAAUAAAAAAACAUAAUGAGUCUGUGUAGGUAUUGAAACAAAAUAACGACAAAACUAAAAAUGUAACUUAUAUUCGAAAAUUUUCCCUAAUUUUUGUCAACCCUUAGAAAAACAGUGGCCGGCUAGAUAUGGUUAAAUAAAAGACGC